Plasmodium malariae is the source of this 4926-nucleotide messenger RNA. RefSeq names its product conserved Plasmodium protein, unknown function. NCBI's taxonomy places the organism in Eukaryota, Apicomplexa, Aconoidasida, Haemosporida, Plasmodiidae. The transcript has a single exon. The record is from RefSeq and is a predicted model, not a curated record. The coding region runs from base 1 to 4926 and encodes 1641 amino acids.
AUGGAUGACAGUACCUAUACAAGUUGCUAUAACGAAAAGCAAAAGAAUUCUUAUAACCUUUUUAGCAAUAUAACAAAAUUUUGUUGCAAUAGAAGUUAUUCUAGCUCUCUGGUUGUUGAUGAAAGAUAUAUCAAAUUGAUUAGUGACAGAUAUUAUGAAGACCCAACUAAUAAUGAAUGCGAAGAUAAAUUAAAAGAUCAAUACAGUGAUGAUUUUUUUCUAGGCAAAAGCAAUUUUAAUCUAAGUAAUAAAGGAAAACAUAUAAACCAAUGCGAUACACCACCAAAAUUAAUGACUGAUUUGAAGGAAAAGCCCAGGAAUAAUUGUAAAGAGAUAUACGUUAAAAAUGAAACAGAUAAUUAUAUUUAUUCGUGUGAACAACCCAUACAUAUGAUUAAAAAAAAUAGCUCUUUUUAUUAUAAUAUUCCUGUUCAUAUCCCUAAUGAUACUAUAUCGGAUGAAGUAGAGUUAAAAAGGGGAUCUAACAACGAGACUGUAAAGCUACACAAUAAUGGAAUUUAUAUAAACAAAAACGUUAUAAAAGAUAAAAAUGAGGAAACUAUUUCAAAAUACAAGUGCCAAAAAUCAAAGGCAAUUAACAGUAAAAGCAAUGAAUAUAAAAAAAACUAUUGUAUGGACAAAAUAAGAAUAUGUAAGCAAAGAGAAAAAGAUGUAUAUAGGGGAACUUAUAUCCAUAAUGGAGAAAAAUUUGUUUAUAACGGUCUAACCGUAGGACAUAACUCAAUCAAAAAAUGUAAUGAUACGAAAGAGGAGUUACUAUUUGGUAAAAUAAACACAUCAACUGGAAUGGAAGACAACAAGGAGGACAAUAAAUUAGAAAAUUUGGUAAAAGAUUCAAUUAUAGUUCGUAAUGAUAAAUAUGGAGCAUACGAAAAGAAAUUCAUCUGUUCACCAUCAGGGAGGAAAAGUAAUGGAAAUGAAAAAUGCUUAACUGUAGAUAAAUCUUUUAACAGUACAUAUAAAAAAACAAGCUUCAUUCCUUCAAAUUCAAUAAUAGCCAAUGAUGAAAAUGAUCAAGGAAUUAACUGUUCUACCGUACUGCAGCCAAUUAUAAAAACAGAAGAAAAAUUAUUGUUCCUUGAUAAAUUCUGUCAAACGAUUCGAAGAAAAAAGGGGAAAAAAAUAAGAAGAAAAAAAAAAAACAGGAUUAAAAUAAAAAGAGGAAUCAAACUUUUUCGAAAAAAUAAAAAUAAUAAAAUUAUAAAAUUUAAUUUAAAAAGAACAAAAGACUAUAGUAAGAAAAGAUUAGGAAUUAGAAAAAGGAAGUCUAUAAAGACAAAGUAUGUAAAAAAUUCCGAAAAAAGUGACUACCAGAAAAAACAAAAGAAAAAACAAAAGAUCAAAAAUAACCUAAAAGAGAGUUAUAUAUAUGGAGAAAAAAGUAAAAAAAGGAAUAAAUUAAGCUCAAAAAAAUCUAGGGUACAUGCAACAAAGUUAUCAAAUAUAAAGACAAGAAAAGAAGUCAUAUCAAACGUAAAGAAGAAUAAGAAUUCCACCAUGUUUCAGCAUAAUCUGCUUCCUAAGAAUGACAAUACCUCUAAGCAAAAGAAAUAUACAAAAGAUGAAUCCUACAGAUUAAAAAAAUUAACUAAUAAAAUUUCAAAUACUCAUGACGAAAAAAUGAAAAACAUUUAUGAACAAGGUAAUAACAAAAUAUACAAUAUAGUACCAAAGAUAAAUAUAGAAAAGUUGAAUGAAAUUAAUAAUACGCUGGUAACACAAAAUUGCAUCAGUAGAAGCAAUAGCAAAAAUUUAUUAAGUGUAGAACGUGAAAUGAGUUCCACUAUAUGUGCUGCAUUGGAUAGAAAUAUAACCUAUACUUGCAAUGAUAAAAUGUUUGUUAAAAAUUAUAAGAACGAUUUAGACAAUUCAAAUUUAUAUGAUAAAAUUGAGGAUACUUCAUACAGAAUAUUUACUUUAGAACGAAAUAUUUCAGAAUCUAAAAAGAGUAUUCAGCUUUCUAACACCACGAAUGACAAUGAUUAUAUCGUGAACGUUAAAGAUGUUAGUUAUACGAAGAAUGGGAACAGUCAGUAUUUCCAAAAAAAAUAUAGAAGCACAAAUAAAAAUGACUGCAACACAAAAUCAAGCAGUAGUAAUUCUGAAAAUUUUAUUAAUAUAAAAGCACUAUGUGAGAAUGACUUAUGCGACCCUCAUCAGAGUAACUUAUAUGAGGAAUCUAAAAAAAAAAAUUUGGUCUAUUUGGAAGAAACUCCUACUAGAAACAAUAGUAGCACCAGUAGCAGCUGUAAUGGUAAUGAUGACAGUGACAAAACUAAUUUCCAAGUACAUCGUGAAAAUGUAGAACAAGCAUUACUCAAAUAUCAAGAGGAAUAUAACAAUAACAUAAAUUGUGGUGAGUUAACACUGAGGAUUUUAAAAAAGCUAGCUGACAUUUUGAGUGAUAGAGAUGAAUAUAUAUAUUCGAAUAAGCUUGAUAUAGAAAAACAUGACAAAUGUGCCAUAAACAAGAGUAGUAAAAAAUUAGAAGAAAAAAUAUCAAUAAAUGGUAAUUUUGACAAAUGUGAGGAAUGUAAUUUAUUUCAUUCUAAAAGGGAAAAAAAAAAUUAUGUCAAAAGCAAAAGUUGUGAUUCUUUUUUUAGCAGAACUUUUUUUACCACAAAUGAAGAGCACACAAAUUUGGUUCUCAAGUUUUUGGGUAAAGGAAGAAAUAUAAGGGAUAAUAAUAAAAAUAUGUUUUUAUUUAAUUCAAAUCUAUUGCAUCAGCGCUCCCUUUUUAUGGCGCAAGGAACGUAUGUAAGUCAGGUGGUUUAUAUACUAAAUUCUAUCAUAUUUUACUCUAAUAAACUAAAAAAUUUGCUAAAUUUCUCUAUCAAGAGAGGAUAUGCAAAUUUCUACUCUUUAGAAGUUAAAUUUUUUAUGCUUUGUCUCAUUAAUUUAAUUGAAAAAUUUAAGACUAAUAAUUUUUCUACAUGUUUGGAAAGAGUGUCAACCUUAAUAAACGAAGUAUUAAAAAGGGCUAAAACCAAUAUACUGAAAUUUCCCAGAAAAGCUGAAAUUACAAAAUUUGAAUUGGUUGUUAUAAAAAUAUACUUUAUUGAGUUGCUCAAAAUGUCGGCAUUGUUGUCUUCACUGAAACAGGGUAGUAGAACAGGUUCUAAGUGUCUUUCACCUUCGCCAUCAUUAAUAUUAUCUGCUUCUUCAUUAUCACUAUCUGCAUCAUCGUUAUCUGCAUCAUCGUUAUCUGCAUCAUCGUUAUCUGCGUCAUCGUUAUCUAUUUCAUCAUUGUCAAAACCAUGGAAAAUGUGUUAUCGUUUUUGUGAUCAUCUUGAACAAACCGUUUCUGUGUGUGACGUAAAACAAACGAGUAAGCUACUCACUGAUAUAGUACUUACAGAGAGAGAAAUAAAUGAAGUAUAUAAAAAGAACGAAGAAAGUACGGGUAAGAAAUCUUUUCAUCCAUGUUCAUCAUUCUAUGAAACAGGAAGAAGCGGUAGUAGUAGUAGUAGUAGUAGUAGUAGUAGUAGCAGUAGUAGCAGUAGUAGCAGUAGUAGCAGUAACAGUGGGAGUACCAUUUGGAAGAAGUUGUACAAGGAAAUUAACAAAAAGUAUGAGGCGAAUUCUAAAAACGAGGAAAACAUGAACUUAAAAAUAGAAACACAUUUAGGUGAAAAUGAAAAAUAUUUAAAAAAAAUGAAUUUCUUACAUACAGAUAAGCAUAUUAGAAGAGAUGUAUACCAUGGCCUGAUUCCUAUGGAACAUGACCAAAAGUUGGAAAGCCCCAACAUGCAUAAUAAUAGUAAUUAUAACAGUAAUAGAAACAGGAAUAAAAGUAGCAAUAAUAACAGCAAUAAAAACAGAAGUAGUAGCGAUAAUAGCAGCAUUAAGGACUUGAAUGAUCCUUACAUUUUAAUGAAAAUUCUGAAGAUAAACUUGCUACAGCUAACACGGUAUAACAAUGAUAAAAUGAAUUAUUUAAUUUUGUUGAUGAAAUAUUUAAACAAGUUAAGAUAUAUAUAUAAGGUAAACAAAUAUAUCCCAUUUAAUAAGAAAAACCGAACAAAUGCAGUUAAUGAUAUUAGAAAAUUAAUAGUAAACAUUAAUGAGGAGAAAAAUCUAUUGAUGAAAGAAAAUGAAACCUUUCUUUAUAUACAAACAUUAAAAUCUAUUAAGACAAAGCAAAACAAAUUAGAACAACAAAUAAUAGAAAUUUUAGAGGUAUUUUUUGAAAAUAAUUUUCACAAUAAUGAUGACAUUAAUAGCAGUACUCACAAGCAUGAUAAUGUUGACAAUUUCGAAAAGGCUACAUACGUGGAGAAGCGAAAAGGAAAGAAGUUUAAGACUGAUAUAGGUAGUUACAGGAAUAGAGAUAUUUGCAGGGAUAAAAUAAAAACAAAGCACCCUACUACUACUGCUACCACUGCUAUCACUACCGAUACUAUUACUACUAAUAACGAACAUGAUGAUGAAAAAAAAGCACAAGUUAUGCAUGAUAACAACUGCUACUACAUUGAUGAAACAGAACAAUUACAGCAAUUAAACCAUUUCUUAAAUAGUAUUAUUAUAUCCUGUAAAAAUGAUGAAAUAUUACAGAAGCCAAAUUAUCAUUAUGCUAUGCUGAAGAAAUAUAAUCAAGAAUUAUCCCUGAUGAAUGAUCUUCAUAGAAAUGAUAACACGUUAACUAUAGAUCGUUUAGAUCAUAUGACUGUUUGUGAUUUUGCUAACCAUGUGUAUUUUUAUAUUAAAAGAACUAAAUUUAACAACAAAUUCGGAAAGAUAAAAAAAAAAAAUUAUAACAGUUUUCAGAAGAGUCAAGGGAGGAAAGGUACAGUACUUCAAGCAUUACAUGACUUUUAUUUACAAAAUGAUGGAGAUAAUACAGUAAUUAAUGGUAAUCUUAAUGCUAAUGAUGAUGUUACUUAUACUUUUGAAGUAUGCCCUUGA